Diceros bicornis minor is the source of this 649-nucleotide messenger RNA. RefSeq names its product MHC class I-like protein MILL1. The transcript has 4 exons. The annotation marks the transcript as partial. Lineage: Eukaryota; Metazoa; Chordata; Mammalia; Perissodactyla; Rhinocerotidae. The record is from RefSeq and is a predicted model, not a curated record. Gene Ontology annotation, cellular component: external side of plasma membrane. Gene Ontology annotation, biological process: immune response; antigen processing and presentation of endogenous peptide antigen via MHC class Ib; positive regulation of T cell mediated cytotoxicity.
CCACCUGCUGCUCCUGUUGCUGCUGCUGGAGGAGUCGCGGGGGUCCCCCCCUGGAACCCACACUCUCCGCUACGACCUCAUGGCCCUGUCCCUGGACAGGCCUGGGAAGUCCCAGUUCCUGGCCCUGGGAUACUUUGAUGAUGAGAUCUUCCUGCGCUAUGAUGGCGAGAGCCAGAGGGCAGACCCCCGGGGUCUAGGGAUCAAGAUGGACCUGGGAGCUGAGACCUGGGAGAGAGAAACCAAGGACCUGAAGGAGAAGGAGCGGCAGCUCAGACAGAUGCUGACAGAGAUCAUGGGCCAGCAGGGCCAGGGCGCGGGCCUUCACUCCCUCCAGGCCACAUUGGGCUGUGAGCUCCAGGGAGACCUGAGUGUUAGAGGCUUCUGGCGCUUGGGCUACAACAGGCAAGAUCAGGACUUCCUCACCUUCGACUCAGAGACCCUCCCAUGGACGGUGGCCACACCCUCAGCCCUGCACAUCAAGAAGCUCUGGGAGACCCAAGGCCCAAGGGCUGAUCUGGUUAAGACUUUCCUGCGUGUGACUUGUCUUGCCCAACUCUGGAGAUACCUGGCCUCCUGGAGGGGCCUCCUGGAGAAUACAGAUCCCCCGUCAGUGACUGUGACCUGCAGUAAGAACCUGGUGGGCCAGGUC